Molecule: messenger RNA, 2459 nt
Organism: Dromiciops gliroides (monito del monte)
Lineage: Eukaryota; Metazoa; Chordata; Mammalia; Microbiotheria; Microbiotheriidae
Gene: MED25
Product: mediator complex subunit 25
Exons: 18
Coding region: 7-2418 (803 amino acids)
Biological process (GO): positive regulation of transcription by RNA polymerase II
Cellular component (GO): mediator complex; transcription regulator complex
Source: RefSeq, a predicted model, not a curated record
ACCAACAUGGCCGCCACGCCUGCGUCAUCAGGGGCGCGCCAGGAGCGGCGUCGCCUCGUCGAGGGUGCUGUGAGGGCGGCUGUGGCUUCGGCAGGAGGGGAUCGAGGCGGUGGGAGCGGAGGCAGCCGAGCGGGGCUCGGGAUGGUGCCCGGGGCCGAGGGCCCGGCCCGCGCAGGCGGCCUGGUGGCCGAUGUAGUCUUCGUCAUCGAGGGCACGGCCAACCUGGGACCCUACUUCGAGGGGCUGCGGAAGCACUACCUGCUGCCGGCUAUCGAGUACUUCAAUGGGGGCCCCCCAGCAGAGACCGACUUUGGAGGAGACUAUGGGGGCACCCAGUACAGCCUGGUUGUGUUCAACACUGUGGACUGCGCCCCCGAGUCCUACGUCCAGUGCCACGCGCCCACCAGCAGUGCUUAUGAGUUUGUCACGUGGCUGGACGGCAUCCAGUUCAUGGGUGGGGGCGGCGAGAGCUGCAGCCUCAUCGCAGAGGGACUGAGCACGGCCCUGCAGCUCUUCGAUGACUUCAAGAAGAUGCGGGAACAGAUUGGCCAGACACACCGGGUCUGCCUUCUCAUCUGCAACUCGCCCCCAUACCUGCUGCCGGCCGUGGAGAGCACCACCUACUCGGGCUACACCACCGAGAGCCUGGUGCAGAAGAUUGGCGAGCGCGGCAUCCACUUCUCCAUCGUGUCCCCCCGAAAGCUGCCAGCCUUGCGGCUCCUGUUUGAGAAGGCAGCACCCCCUGCCAUGCUGGAGACGCAGCCCGCAGAUGUGAGCCAGGACCCUCGGCAUAUGGUGCUGGUGCGAGGCCUCGUGCUGCCGGUCGGUGGAGGUUCCGGGCCCGGCCCCCUCCAGCCCAAGCAACCGGUUCCCCUGCCUCCAGCACCACCUGCUGGCACCUCACUCUCUGCAGCGCCCCCCCAGCCGCUGCCUCCGGUCUCCCAGCCUUACCAGGUGGCCAGUAACCUCAGCGCUGCCCAGGUGGCUGCCCAGAAUGCUGUGGAAGAUGCCAAGAGACAGAAGGCAGGACUGGGCCCUCGCUUCUCGCCCAUCAACCCUUUGCAGGCUGCUGCCCCGGGAGUGGGGCCCCCCUUCAGCCAGGCUCCGGCCCCUCCGCUACCUCCUGGCCCCCCUGGGGCCCCCAAGCUGCCUCCUGCUUCCCAGCCCAGCCUGGUAGCAGCCGUGGCCCCUGGGGCUGGGCUGGCCCCUCCCACCCAGCCUGGAGGCCCCCCCAUGGCUGGUCCUGUGGCUGCAGCAGGGGUGAGUGGCCCAAACCCAGCUCAGCUGGGAGGCCCCGCCCUUGGGGCAGGGCAGCAGUCUGUCACCAAUAAGGUCCUGGCCUGGAGUGGUGUCCUCGAGUGGCAGGAGAAGCCCAAACCCGCCUCGGUGGACGCCAACACGAAGCUGACAAGGUCCCUGCCUUGCCAGGUCUAUGUGAACCAGGGAGAGAACCUGAAGACGGAGCAGUGGCCCCAGAAGCUGAUCAUGCAACUUAUCCCACAGCAGCUGCUGACCACACUGGGGCCCCUAUUCAGGAACUCGAGAAUGGUUCAGUUUCAUUUCACCAACAAGGACCUAGAAUCCCUCAAAGGCCUUUACCGCAUCAUGGGCAACGGCUUUGCCGGCUGCGUCCACUUCCACCACACGGCGCCCUGUGAGGUGCGUGUCCUCAUGCUCCUCUACUCCUCCAAGAAGAAGAUCUUCAUGGGGCUCAUCCCCAACGACCAGAGCGGCUUUGUCAAUGGCAUCCGCCAGGUCAUCACCAACCACAAGCAGGUGCAGCAGCAGAAACUGGAGCAGCUGCAGCAGCAGCCGCCGCCGCCUCGGGGGAUGGGGGGACCACAGGCCCCCCCGGGACUCGGCCCCCUCCUAGAGGAGCAGCAGCGGCCCCCCCAGAGCCUGCUCCAGCUCCGCCAGCCACAGCCGCAGCCCCCAGGAGGGGUAGGAGUAGGGGUGACUGGGACAGGUGGACAACCUCAGCCUCCCCAAGGCCCUGCCCAGCCUCCACCAGGGGGGCCCCCUCCCGGAGCUCCCCCUCCCGGGGCUCCCCCUCCUGGGCCUCUCCUGCGGCCCCAGAACCCGGGUGCCAACCCCCAGCUUCGGAGCCUCCUGCUGAACCCGCCACCCCCCCCACCACCCCAGGCUGGGGGACCACCACCCCAGGCUUCCCUUCACCACCUCCAGCCUCCAGGGGCCCCAACCCUGCUGCCUCCCCCACACCAGGGUUUGGGCCAGCCACCCUUGGGCCCUCCUUUGCUGCACCCCCCACCUACUCAGCCUUGGCCUGGACAGAUGCCCCCACGGGCCCCUCUACCAGGUCAGAUGUUAUUGAGUGGAGGCCCCAGGGGCCCGGUCCCCCAGCCUGGCCUGCAGCCGCCCAGUGUCAUGGAGGAGGAUAUCUUGAUGGACCUCAUCUGAGACUGUUCCGCACCCCAAUAAAACUUCCUCCUUCCCAGCCU